UCGUUUAAAAGCGACAACAAACUUUUCCUCCACGCGAUAUUUUUCUAGUCACAGCGCACUUCGCGUCGACGACUAAUCGUCGGUGCAGGUCUACAAAGCGUCUGCAGGCUUAGGGCACUUAAUAGUGCAUAUAACGCAUGGCUCGAGUAUUUAUCGUCGGUAAAUAUACUCGAAGCAAUAAGAUGCCUACAAACAUCUCGUACAGAUGCGAACACGAUGUAGUCUUUGGUCCACGUGCGAAUGGCUGUUCGAACCUUAAGCACGUGGUCCAAGUGUGACAUACAUAUUCGGAUAAAGGCACAUACUGCCUUUGCCUUCGGCGGUACUGGGUGUCAACGAACUCGGAUAUCCGUGAGCCAUGACGGACCUGGCGGAUGCUGUAAGGCUCCUUUACGACACCCUGCUGUUCAUCGGUGUGUCCAUCAUGUACGUAGCCGAGGCCGUUGUCCUCAGCUUAAUUCCAAGACGUUUCCGGGGGAAAAAUAUAACCGGUGAAGUCGCCUUAGUCACAGGCGGUGGAAGCGGUAUCGGAAAGCUUGUUGCCAUAAAAUUAGCAAAACUCGGUGCCCACGUGAUCGUUUGGGACAUCAAUGAGCACGGAAUCGAGGACACCGUCAAACAGAUAAAAGAAGCUGGCGGUAAGGGUUGCGGUUACCGCUGCGACCUGACUGACAGAGAAGAUAUUUACAGAACAGCGAAAGCCGUCAAAAUAGAAGUCGGACCUGUGACACUGCUGGUGAACAAUGCCGGCUACGUAUGCGGCAGGACUCUCUUGGAUCUUCCCGAUGAAGAAAUUGACAGAACUUAUCAAGUCAACAUUUUGUCACAUUACGCGACUACCAAAUCGUUCCUCAAGGAAAUGAUGAAGGAUAAUCACGGUCAUGUAGUGACCGUUGCCAGUGUCGCUGGUCUCCUGGGAACAUACAGAUGUACGGAUUAUUCAGCGACAAAAUUUGCGGCGAUCGGAUACCACGAGAGUCUAUUCACGGAGCUGAGGGCACACGGCUACGACGGAAUACACGCCACGUUGGUUUGCCCAUAUUUUAUUAACACGGGAAUGUUCAACGGUGUGAAACCCAGAUUAUUGCCAAUGUUGGAACCGGAAUAUGUCGCGGAGGAAAUUGUUGCAGGGAUCUUGACUAACCAAGUGAAUGUCGUGCUUCCAGGAAGUGUCAGAUAUCUACUCCCAUUAAAAUGCUUUCUACCGGCGAAGAUGUGUUGGGCAUUGAUGUAUCAGAUUAUGCAAGGUCCACAGUCAAUGAUGACGUUCAAAGGACGAGAAGUUUUACAAGAUCAAAAUGCAAAUAUUCCGAUGACAAGGAGUGAAAAAAAUUGAUCAACUUAUGGUGAUUUUGUCGUGCCGCAUAAGCGGCGAUAAUCUUGUAGCAAUGGACGAAUGUGAAAUGAUUCUUAGUCCACGAAUCGGCUGUAAGUAAUUAAUCCCGUUCUGGGUCGAAAAGAUAAUUGACACAUUGUUACUGAAGAGUCGAUCUCUUUGGUAUUUUCACUCCUACCGGUAUCGUAUACAUAUUAGUUUAAUUUAAGUAACCGUUUUUGCUACCAUAGUCAUGGUGUAAGUACAUGAAAUCAAAAGGCAAAUUACAUGUUUACUUACAUUUGAAUAAUGACAAUGUGCACAAAACGAUAGUAUUAUUGGUACGUAUAACGGCUGUACAUGCCAAAGGAAUAUAUCAAUGCUCAAAAUCGAACUAGAGAAUCACAAAAGUUAAGUUGCGGUUUCUAUUUAUGAAAGACGACAUAACUUUAAACAUCACAGUCGGAGGAAGACUGAAAUAAUCAUUGGAUCACGAGUAAUGCGUAUAGUAACUAUGGUGCAUUUAGUAACAAUUAUGAUCUUCCAGUUAAAUUCUAUUUAGAAGUCACCCAAUUCCUUAGUAUACUUGUGACGAAGUAUUUUCAUUUCAACCCGUUAGACACAACUACUAAAUAAAUGAAGGUUUCUUCACAAAAUCAACUUUUGAAAUGGUUUUUCGAAAUAUUGUAUGUUCUGAUUGCAUUGUGUUAUUGCAGCUUGAGUAAUCUGAUUUUUAGUUUUAUUUUGUAAUUAUUUCAUGAACAUCGCUAAAAAUUCUGAAAAAAUUACAG
Molecule: messenger RNA, 2106 nt
Organism: Neodiprion virginianus
Lineage: Eukaryota; Metazoa; Arthropoda; Insecta; Hymenoptera; Diprionidae
Product: estradiol 17-beta-dehydrogenase 11-like
Exons: 8
Coding region: 359-1336 (325 amino acids)
Cellular component (GO): lipid droplet
Molecular function (GO): oxidoreductase activity, acting on the CH-OH group of donors, NAD or NADP as acceptor
Source: RefSeq, a predicted model, not a curated record